Messenger RNA from Monopterus albus (swamp eel), 2754 nucleotides. Its product is annotated as oxysterol-binding protein-related protein 2-like. Lineage: Eukaryota; Metazoa; Chordata; Actinopteri; Synbranchiformes; Synbranchidae. Gene Ontology annotation, cellular component: cytosol; perinuclear endoplasmic reticulum; plasma membrane. The record is from RefSeq and is a predicted model, not a curated record. Gene Ontology annotation, molecular function: cholesterol binding.
AGCAUCUCACAGCGAAGUUCCUCCACCUCAUCCUGGGACAAUCAACACAGAAAUGCAAAAAUCAUUCAUUGUACAAGGAGGGUAAACCAAGGAAAGGGUAGUGUGUUUGGCUGUGUGUGAUGCUUGGAGAGACGCAGGGCUGCAGAGACAGGCCAGUGGUGGAAACAUGACUUCUGAGUAACACCGAGUUACUUUCUCUGCUCAGUAUGAACAAUGAAGAGGAAUUCUACGACGCUGAGACAGGGCUGGAGUCGGAUGAUUCCUGUGAGGUCAGUUUUAAAGAUGCCCUGGUGUUUGACAGCAAGCAGGUGACUGAUGGCAGUGCCACACGGGAGAAUGACGUGUGGGAGCGCAGAAAAGUCCUGCCCGCCGCAAUGAUCUCCAGAAGCAGUUUCAGUAUCUGGAGCAUAUUGAAGAAAUGCAUCGGCAUGGAGCUGUCCAAAAUAGUGAUGCCAGUUGUGUUUAAUGAGCCGCUGAGUUUGCUCCAGAGGAUCUCGGAGUACAUGGAAUGCACACACUUGAUCUACAAAGCCUGCGGUUUAUCGGAUUCUGUAGAUCGUAUGCAGGUUGUUGCUGCGUUUGCUGUUUCAACAGUAGCGUCUCAGUGGGAAAGGACUGGAAAACCAUUUAAUCCUUUACUGGGGGAGACGUAUGAACUCAUCAGAGAGGAAGAGGGUUAUAGAUGGAUCACGGAGCAGGUGAGCCAUCACCCCCCUGUCAGUGCCUUCCAUGCAGAGUCUCUGAAGCAAGAGUUUGAGCUUCAUGGCUCCAUGUGCCCGAAACUCAAGUUCUGGGGGAAAAGUGUGGAGGUUCAGCCCAGAGGCACCAUGACACUGGAGUUACUCAAACAUAAAGAAGUGUACACAUGGACAUAUCCAAAGUCAUGUGUGCAUAAUGUCAUCUUGGGAAAACUCUGGAUCGAGCAAUAUGGAACUAUGGAAAUAGUCAACCACAGCACAGGACAUAAGUGCAUAUUGAACUUCAAACCAUGUGGCAUGUUUGGGAAAGAGCUGCACAACGUAGAAGGUCAUAUCCAAGACAAAAGUAAGAAGAAUCAACAGGUGAUCUAUGGGAAGUGGACAGAGUGCAUGUACAGUGUGGACCCCAAGGUUUAUGAAGUUUACAAGAAGACAGGGGGAGACUCAGAAAAGCUGAGACAGGAACAUAGUUAUGAAGGUCAGGAGGCAGAUGAUAUGCCAGAAGUUAAAGAGUCUGUGACUGUGAUACCAGGAAGUGCCUUACUGUGGAGGAUAACACCGCGGCCCGCCCACUCAGCACAGAUGUAUAACUUCACCAGCUUUGCCAUAACACUAAACGAGCUGGAGCCUGACAUGGAGAGAAUACUGGCCCCAACAGACUGUCGGCUAAGGCCCGACAUCAGGGCCAUGGAAAAUGGAGACAUAGACACAGCAAAUUCAGAAAAAGAGCGGGUAGAGGAGAAACAAAGGGCUGCACGCAGGCAACGCUCCCAGAAUCAGGAGGAGUGGUCGACCAGGUGGUUCCAGCUGGGCAUAAACCCUCAUACAGGAGCAGAAGACUGGCUGUACACAGGUGGAUACUUUGACAGGAAUUACACCGACUGUCCCGACAUUUAUUGACACAUGGGGUGCACAGUUUGAAGCUUUCUUUUGUCUCAGCGUCUAGUAGUUGUGUCUGUGGUGUUCUUAAUCAAUGAAAAGCUGAUAUCAAAAUGCUGUCAGACAGUUGAUCAAAUUACCUGCAAAUGACUGUGAACGUUCUCCACAGGAAAAAAAAAAUGGAAUACGAAUGUAAAUUUUAGAAUUUACUUCUAUUUUAGUUGGCACUACACUUCCCUACAAUGUCACAAGUACGAUUAUUUUCUGUGAAUAGAGACAUACAGUAGAAACAACAGCUGCUUAUAAUCAUGUUUAAUGCCACAUUAAACAAAUAUUGUUGGUACAUUAUAUUGUUGUCCAUUGUAACAUAGAUAAUGUGCAUAAUAAGUGGUGCAUGCAUUGUCACCAGGAUGAUUAUUUAUACAAGACAAAGCCAUAAAACCUUUUUCUGCAUAUAUUAAUUAUAUAUAUGCUGGAUACAGAGAAUCUCGGUUUAAAGCAGAGGGUUUUCAAAGCACCAGAAAUGUGGUGAUUAUUAAGCACGUUCUUAAUUAGAAGGUGUUGCAAAGCUGUGUCACAUUGAUUCCUGAUCACUGCCAUUGUCUUGACACAUGGACAGGUUGUCCUGAUUGUUUGUAUCCUGUUCGAGGUCCAAAGUUUUUGGACACAGUAGUGACAAAUGAGACAGGACGUUCUAAGCGUCAUGAACCUAUGCAAACUGACCCAGGCCAUCUGCCCUCUAGAAAUACGAAGAACAAAAAACUCUUGAUUCCUCUUCAAUCCAGAAGCCGAUGUGCGCUUCAGACAUUACAAAGGCAUAAUAUAACCCUUACAUACAUAUUGUAGAGCAGAGCCUUUUGUUUCCAAGCACUAACCGUGUAUUAAACUGCACAUUUGACUGCUCACAGUACUAUGCACAUAUCUUAUAGUGAAAUGUCUGACAUUGUCUUCUGCCAGCUGCUCUCGGCUUUACUCUGAAUUCAAAGCACUUUGUGAUGCCUGCAGAUUCAGUCUGAUGGUUCUUCUGAUCUCACGCUCUCUGCACGCUCUUUUUUGUCUAGCAUCCAUUUCAAAAUGUUUACAUUGUAUGUUCAUUGAUCACUGUUUAUCUUCUCUUCUUGCUGUUACCAUACACCACCAUAUGCAUACAAGGCAUACUUAAAAAAUAAAUUAUGGA